GAGAUUCCCCUUGUGUGCUCAGUUGACGAUUGCAUUAGCAGUAUUCAAAUGCAGUUUCAGAUUGUGGGUUGUAAAAAAUAUAUGAUCUUGGCGAAUGUUCCGUGAGCUAGGAGGAUUUCAAUUCCGAAGUCUUGUGUCUGAGUAAUCUGGUAGCGAUAGCGCUUAAGGAAUUGCAAAAUAUUGGGCUAUAUGGAGGCAGGGUCGUUUACAGCGGAUUUUUUGAAACAGAACCACGAUCUCUACUCGGCUGCCACUAACCACAGCUUCAUUGCGAGUAUUCGAGAUGGCUCCAUCGAUGCCCAAAAUUUUAAGCUUUGGAUGGAACAAGACUACCACUUCGUAAGGGAGUUUGUUCGCUUCGUCGCGAGUGUGUUGGUGAAAAUGCCUCGAGAUUCACCAGAAUGCGACGUGGAUAUCAUUCUGGGAGGAAUCACGGCUCUGGAGAGCGAAAUUACGUGGUUUCGCAAGGAGGCAAAUUUUUGGCAAAUCUUUCUGGAGAGAGUGACGCUUCUUCAACCGAACAAGGACUACUGCGCAUUUCUGAAGCAGUUGGAGGGCAGCGACACUCCAUUCACAGUUGCAAUAUCUGCUUUCUGGCUCAUCGAGUUGGUGUACUGCGUCAGCUUUAUGUCGUGCCUGGAGAAAGACGCUAAAACGCCGUUUGAGCUUAUUAGUACAGUCAAGAGAUGGGGGAGCCCAGAGUUUCAUGACUACACAUUAAAGUUGAUGAAACUGGUGGAUAAAGCCCUUGAGAAUGCUUCCAAGGAUGAGCAGAAACAAGCUCAUGAGGGCAGCAGUACUAGGUUCCCUUAUCUCUGGUCAUUAAAUCCCGUCUUUACCUCGACACAAGUUAUGUCUGCUGAUCUUCAAAAUGAAGGCCUGUGUGCGGGUUUUGGAGCUGGAGCUUAAGUUCUGGGAUAUGGCUGGUUUCGUCUUAGGUUGAAUGUAUAUAGCUACAUCUUGUUUAAUGGAAGCUUCGAGCCUUGCAUUCAACAAGCAAGAUUAAGCAAGUCGUAUUAUUAGAAACUCCAUAAGUUUGGAAUUCUAUCACUUUCAAAGCAAUGGAUCUCUGAGUUUCAAUUCUGAGUUGGGUUUCAGAAUUAUGCACUUGCAUUUUGAAAUGUUUUGUAACGAGUGUACUUGAGUGUUAGAACUGGUCAAACUUAGGCUGUUCAUGUAACAGUUUGAAGCUGACAUUUGAUAUGAGGUCAAAGAAGUAGCUUCAACUUUACAGCAA
Messenger RNA from Physcomitrium patens, 1237 nucleotides. The record is from RefSeq and is a predicted model, not a curated record. Lineage: Eukaryota; Viridiplantae; Streptophyta; Bryopsida; Funariales; Funariaceae.